Molecule: messenger RNA, 1533 nt
Organism: Microthlaspi erraticum
Lineage: Eukaryota; Viridiplantae; Streptophyta; Magnoliopsida; Brassicales; Brassicaceae
Source: the annotation of a GenBank genome assembly
AUGUUCAUCGAGAGCUUCAAAGUUGAGAGUCCGAACGUGAAGUACACAGAGAAUGAGAUUCAUUCAGUGUACGAUUACGAGACGACGGAGGUUGUUCAUGAGAACAUCGACGGUGCUUACCAAUGGAUUGUCAAGCCAAAGACCGUCAAAUACGAUUUCAAAACAGAUACUCGUGUCCCCAAAUUAGGGGUCAUGCUUGUGGGUUGGGGAGGAAACAAUGGAUCAACUCUCACCGCCGGUGUGAUUGCGAACAAAGAAGGAAUCUCGUGGGCAACGAAGGACAAGGUGCAACAAGCGAAUUACUUCGGGUCAUUAACUCAAGCAUCAUCGAUUCGGGUCGGAUCCUACAACGGUGAAGAGAUCUACGCUCCUUUCAAGAGUCUUGUUCCAAUGGUGAGUCCGGAUGAUGUUGUGUUUGGAGGAUGGGACAUAAGUGAUAUGAAUUUAGCAGACGCCAUGGGAAGAGCCAGGGUUCUUGAUAUUGAUUUGCAGAAACAGCUCAGGCCUCACAUGGAGAACAUUGUGCCACUCCCUGGGAUCUUUGAUCCUGAUUUCGUCGCUGCCAAUCAAGGGUCACGUGCUAACAACGUCAUCAAAGGUACCAAGAAGGAACAAGUCGACCACAUCAUCAAGGACAUGAGGGAGUUUAAGGAGAAGAAUAAGGUGGAUAAGGUUGUGGUUCUGUGGACGGCUAACACAGAGCGUUACAGCAAUGUGGUGGUGGGGCUAAACGACACAAUGGAGAAUCUCAUGACAUCUGUGGAUAGGGAUGAGUCAGAGAUCUCUCCUUCAACGCUUUAUGCUAUUGCAUGUGUUCUUGAAGGCAUCCCCUUCAUCAAUGGAAGCCCUCAAAACACUUUUGUUCCAGGUCUUAUUGAUUUGGCGAUCAAGAACAAUGUUUUGAUCGGUGGAGAUGAUUUCAAGAGUGGUCAAACCAAGAUGAAAUCUGUCUUGGUUGAUUUCCUUGUUGGUGCAGGAAUCAAGCCUACUUCAAUUGUGAGCUACAACCACUUGGGGAACAACGAUGGCAUGAAUCUUUCAGCUCCACAGACAUUCCGUUCUAAGGAGAUCUCUAAAAGCAAUGUCGUGGACGAUAUGGUUGCUAGCAACGGUAUCCUCUUCGAGCCUGGGGAACACCCUGACCAUGUUGUUGUCAUCAAGUAUGUGCCGUAUGUUGCGGAUAGCAAGCGAGCAAUGGACGAGUAUACAUCAGAGAUAUUCAUGGGAGGGAAGAACACAAUUGUGAUGCACAAUACCUGUGAAGACUCUCUCUUAGCUGCUCCGAUCAUCUUGGAUCUUGUUCUCCUCGCGGAACUCAGCACCAGGAUCCAGUUCAAAUCCGAGGCAGAGGGGAAGUUUCAUUCUUUCCAUCCUGUGGCCACCAUACUCAGCUACCUCACAAAGGCACCGCUUGUGCCGCCGGGAACGCCGGUGGUUAAUGCGCUGUCGAAGCAGCGGGCGAUGCUGGAGAACAUUCUUAGGGCUUGUGUUGGGCUUGCGCCGGAAAACAACAUGAUCAUGGAAUACAAGUGA